This is a messenger RNA of Alexandromys fortis (reed vole), 8093 nucleotides long. It is a transcript of the gene Plcb2, whose product is annotated as phospholipase C beta 2. The coding region runs from base 594 to 4163 and encodes 1189 amino acids. The record is from RefSeq and is a predicted model, not a curated record. Gene Ontology annotation, biological process: release of sequestered calcium ion into cytosol; phosphatidylinositol-mediated signaling; lipid catabolic process. Gene Ontology annotation, molecular function: phosphatidylinositol-4,5-bisphosphate phospholipase C activity; calcium ion binding. NCBI's taxonomy places the organism in Eukaryota, Metazoa, Chordata, Mammalia, Rodentia, Cricetidae. The transcript has 32 exons.
GGCCUUGGCCCAUCCCUGACUCCCACCUCCAGUGUGCUCCCACCCUGCUCUGUGGAGGACCCUCUUCCUAGAGACCUCUCCGUGUUCCACCUCAUUCCAAGGCUCUGGAACGGCAUCUCCUACUGUCCAACGCCUCGCAUCCCUCUCUCCCAACCGUUUUGGGUCAAAUCUGAGAGACUCUCCUUGUAGCGGAGGCCCUGGCCCCAGGACUUCUAGACCGCAUGACCUGCCCCUCAGUUCACAGCAGCCCAGCUAAGGAAGCCCAGAACAGGAAGUGCCGAGGCAGAGGGUGGGGAGGGACUCCCAGGAGAGGAGCCCAGCCCCCUGGGCAGAAGAAGCUAUAGCAGCCCCCUAUUUCAGACAGAGGAGGAGGCUCAUUUACAAGGCAGAUCGGCCAGAUCCCUGCCUGAGGCUCUGAGUCCCGCAUCCAGCCACUGCCACCCUUGCAGGCUAUAAGAGCAUGCUGACUUCCGGACCGGUGCCGGGCGGGUGCCAUGUGAGCCCAGUCUAGCUUCCCCUCCUGUUCACCCUCCUUCCUUCCCUCCUGUCUGCUGGUAUUUGCCCAACCUCUCCAAAGAGGGACACUGGACAUCAUGUCACUGCUCAACCCUGUCCUGUUACCCCCUACCGUGAAGGCGUAUCUGAGCCAAGGGGAACGCUUCAUCAAAUGGGACGACGAAACUUCAAUUGCCUCCCCAGUUAUCCUCCGUGUGGAUCCCAAGGGCUAUUACUUAUACUGGACAUAUCAGAGUAAGGAGAUGGAGUUUCUGGAUAUCACGAGCAUCCGGGACACUCGCUUUGGCAAGUUUGCCAAGACACCCAAGAGCCAGAAACUCAGGGAGGUCUUCAACAUGGACUUCCCAGAUAACCACUUCCUGCUGAAAGCCCUCACGGUGGUGUCGGGCCCUGACAUGGUGGACCUCACCUUCCACAACUUUGUCUCUUACAAGGAGAACGUGGGCAAGGAUUGGGCCGAGGAUAUACUGACUCUCACCAAACACCCGAUGACAGCCAAUGCUCCCCGCAGCACUUUCCUGGACAAAAUCCUGGUGAAGCUUAAAAUGCAGCUCAAUCCGGAAGGAAAGAUUCCCGUGAAGAAUUUUUUCCAGAUGUUUCCUGCUGACCGCAAACGCGUAGAAGCUGCCCUCAGUGCUUGUCACCUUGCAAAGGGCAAGAAUGACGCUAUCAAUCCUGAGGACUUCCCAGAGUCUGUAUACAAGAGCUUCCUCAUGAGUCUCUGUCCUCGGCCAGAAAUUGACGAGAUCUUCACUUCUUACCACGCUAAAGCUAAACCCUACAUGACCAAGGAGCACCUGACCAAAUUCAUCAACCAGAAGCAGCGAGACUCUCGCCUCAACUCCUUGCUCUUCCCACCGGCCCGGCCUGAGCAGGUGCAGGCCCUCAUCGACAAGUACGAGCCCAGCGGCAUCAAUGUGCAGAGGGGCCAGCUGUCGCCGGAGGGCAUGGUCUGGUUUCUCUGUGGCCCAGAGAACAGUAUGCUGGACCACAAUGCACUGCUGCUCCACCAGGACAUGACACAGCCCCUGAAUCACUACUUUAUCAACUCCUCCCACAACACCUACCUGACAGCUGGCCAGUUUUCAGGCCUCUCCUCGGCUGAGAUGUACCGCCAGGUGCUGCUGUCUGGCUGCCGCUGUGUGGAAUUAGACUGUUGGAAGGGAAAGCCCCCCGAUGAGGAGCCCAUCAUUACCCAUGGCUUCACCAUGACCACAGAUAUCUUGUUCAAGGAAGCAAUUGAGGCCAUCGCAGAGAGUGCCUUUAAGACCUCCCCCUAUCCUGUCAUCUUGUCAUUUGAAAACCACGUGGACUCACCCCGCCAACAGGCUAAGAUGGCAGAGUACUGCAGGACCAUGUUUGGAGACACCCUACUCACGGAACCCCUGGAAAAAUUUCCUCUGAAACCUGGCAUCCCUCUGCCCAGCCCUGAGGACCUCCGGGGCAAGAUUCUCAUUAAGAAUAAGAAGAACCAGUUUUCUGGUCCAGCAUCCCCUAGCUCCCCUGAUGAGCAGAAGCCUAGUGGGGAGGCUGAGGGCAAUAGCCCAUCUAGUGUCCCCAUAGAGGACGACACAGUGUGGACCGGUGAGGACCGGACUGAGGCAGAGGAGGAGGUGGACGAGGAGGAAGAGGAAGAGUCAGGAAGCCUGGACGAAGAAGAGAUAAAGAAGAUGCAGUCGGAUGAGGGCACAGCAGGCUUGGAGGUGACAGCUUAUGAGGAAAUGUCCAGCCUGGUCAAUUACAUCCAGCCCACCAAGUUCAUCUCCUUUGAGUUCUCUUCACAGAAGAACAGAAGUUACGUCAUCUCUUCCUUCACGGAGCUCAAGGCCUAUGAGCUGCUCUCCAAGGCCUCGAUGCAGUUUGUGGACUACAAUAAACGCCAGAUGAGCCGAGUGUACCCCAAGGGUACACGCAUGGACUCUUCCAACUACAUGCCCCAGAUGUUCUGGAAUGCUGGGUGCCAGAUGGUUGCCCUCAAUUUCCAAACAAUGGACCUGCCAAUGCAGCAGAACAUGGCACUGUUUGAGUUCAACGGACAGAGUGGAUACCUCCUGAAGCAUGAGUUCAUGCGCAGGCUGGACAAGCAGUUCAACCCCUUCUCGGUGGACCGCAUUGAUGUGGUGGUAGCCACCACCCUUUCCAUUACGGUGAUCUCUGGGCAGUUCCUGUCAGAGCGCAGUGUUCGUACCUAUGUGGAAGUGGAAAUAUUUGGCCUCCCAGGGGACCCCAAGAGGCGCUAUCGCACCAAGCUGUCACCUACUACUAACUCCAUCAAUCCUGUCUGGAAAGAGGAGCCCUUUGUCUUUGAGAAGAUCUUGCUGCCUGAACUGGCCUCCCUUAGAAUAGCUGUGAUGGAAGAAGGGAACAGAUUUCUUGGACACCGAAUCAUCCCUAUCAAUGCCUUGCGUUCUGGAUACCACCACUUGUGCCUGCGCAGUGAGAGCAACAUGCCUCUUACCAUGCCCGCCCUCUUUGUCUUCCUGGAGAUGAAGGACUAUGUGCCCGACACAUGGGCAGAUCUGACUGUGGCUCUCGCCAACCCCAUCAAGUACUUCAAUGCCCACGAUAAGAAGUCUAUGAAGCUCAAGGAGGUGACAGGAAGUCUGCCUGAGGCUGUCUUCACCCAGAAGCCCUUCUCAUCCGUGAUUCCUGUUGCCAGACAGUCCAAUGGGGCUUCAGUCCUGGCCGGCAACGGGUCGACAGCACCUGGGGCCAAGGCCAAGGAGGAAGCUACCAAAGAAGUGGCAGAGCCACAGACAGCCAGCUUGGAGGAGCUGCAGGAACUAAAGGGCGUGGUGAAGUUGCAGCGGAGACAUGAGAAGGAGCUUCGAGAGUUGGAGCGGCGUGGAGCCCGGCGCUGGGAGGAGCUGCUGCAGCGUGGCACCGCACAGCUGGCGGAACUUGGUGCUCCAGGAGCUGCCUGCAAGAUCCGCCCGGGCAAGGGUUCCCGCAAGAAGAGGAUCCAGCCUUGUGAGGAGACUGUCGUGGUGGCGCCUAGCGAGCUUCCCGAGGCUGCGGACCCGCGCGUGCAGGAACUGAAGGACAGGCUGGAGCAGGAGCUGCAGCAGCAGGCCGAGGAGCAGUACCGCUCCGUCCUCAAGCGCAAGGAACAGCACGUGACCGAGCAAAUCGCCAAGAUGAUGGAGCUAGCCAGAGAGAAACAGGCUGCUGAACUCAAGACCUUCAAGGAGACCUCAGAACUUGACACCAAAGAGGUGAAGAAAAGACUGGAGGCCAAGAGGCUGGAACGGAUCCAGGCCAUGACCAAAGUCACCACAGACAAGGCGGCCCAAGAGAGGCUCAAGAGAGAGAUUAACAGCUCCCACAUCCAGGAAGUGGUACAGGCUAUCAAGCAGAUGACAGAGACCCUGGAGCGGCACCAGGAAAAGCUGGAAGGGAAGCAGACGGCCUGCCUGGAGAGGAUCCGGGAGCUGGAAAAGCAGUUCCAGGAGGAGGCGCUGGCCGAGUACGAGGCCAGGAUGAAGGGCCUGGAGACUGAAGUAAAGGAAUCAGUGAGGGCCUGCUUCAAGGCCUGCUUCCCCUCUGAAACAGAGGACCAGCCUGAGAGGGCCUGUGAGGCCUCCAAGGAGUUGUGUCCACAGGAACCACUCAUGAACAAAGCAGACACCCAGGAGAGCCGCCUCUGAUGCCACCACCUCACUCAGACAUUUUAGCAAGGAUGUCCACACCCUUCUCUGAAACAUGGUUCUAUUCCUUUGAAGAAAAGGACCCUAAUUAAUACUCAGGGGGCCAUGGGAACCUGUGGCUACCAUGGAUGCUGCAGCCCCCUUCUCAUCCAGAUGAAGGCAGGAAGAACAGACCACCAGGACAAAGAGCCCACUUGGAAGCCAAGUCUUUUUCUAAGGUGGCUUUUUCUGUCCAUCCCACCCAUAGUGCUAUGUACCCAUUGAAGGCCAAGAAGUCUGGGCCAAGAGAGAAAGAAUUGGAUCCUAGUGUACCGCCAAUCACUCCCCGCCUGGAGCUCAUUUUCCUUUCCUGGAGGCGUGGCUUUACUCUCUGGAGUCUUUACUCUUGGACCUGUGGCUCCAGCAGAAUCCAAUCCAAGCCUCCUGCCUUGAUGUAGCACCCUGCACAGGCUUCUAGGCCACAUCUCGGGCCUGUCUUGAGAGCAGAGUGUUGCCAGCUCCUGAAGGCCGAGGCUGGCGCUGCCUCGAAGCUCUCUGGGGGUGGCUACUUCCAGGGUGGCAGCAAAAGCCCCUGCCCGCACCUCCUGCCUAUGACAGCUCCUCAGCUGCUCAAACACUGGAGUGACGAAGGAGACUCUAGCUUCUCGGGUGCUCUCUCUCCCACCUCUGAUCCUGGGUCCACCCUUUUUUCUGGGUCUCAGUCUGGCACUUCCAUUCCGGCACCCCACCCCUAUCAGGUGGGUUGUUUGAGGGGUUCAUCAUCAUUUCCUUUCCUGGAUUGAUGUGGUUUAUUUAUUUUUCUCCUUCCUCUGCCUACCAAAGACCCCUGACCUGAAAUUUCCUGCCUUAGGCUGGCCUCUGUUCUCCCUUAGGAGAAGUAGGCAGGGGAGUGGAAGGCCUUUUGGAAUGAAGCUGGGUGAAAGGGGAUGGGGGUGGGUCCCUCAGGAGCCUUCUAGGGCCCUGUACAAUGGCCUUGCCUCUGGCUUUAAACAGGAGUUGCUUCCCCAUCUGCUGGCCCUGCUGCCAGAACCAUUGGGGGAUGAUGUCACUUCCCCCUUCUCUGCUCUCACACAGAUGCGGCCCUUCCUUGUCUCUACUCUCAGGGCCGGAGCAGAAGACACCUGUACAAAAGUGCACCCCACCCUCUUCGUAACCCCAAACCAUUAGGCUGUCUGGGCCUCUUUAAGAAGAGUGAACACAUGCUCACAGUGGGGGGGAUCUGCUGUUGCUGUGGUUGACUCCAGCUCUUGCUGAAGGCAGGGCUGUGGCCACUAUUCACAACACCUACAGCUCCAUCCCAAAUCCCAGAUGGGACUGGUAGGGUGGGGUGAUUCUGGGAAGAGGUUGUUUUCUUAUCAGAGAGUUACAACAGGUGUCAUUAACUGUGAGCACCUGUGCCUUUGGAAAAUGAACAGGGACGCCCUCCCCCGUCCCUCUCAGGGCCUGACCUCAGGGGUCCCUACCAGUCCCUGACUACAGGGCAAAGUUAAAGCGUGUUCAUUUAUACUGCUAAAGCCUGGCAUCUGCCGGCCAGCCUCCCUGUUGUAGCCACAUUGGAUACCCCCAGGGUGGCAUCUACACCCCAGAGCAAUGCCCUGACCUCAACCCACGGCCAGAAGUCUUAUUUUUUUUCCCCAUUUCCGUCUACCUCCUGGGGUUAGAACUCUGUGGGGGUGAGGAUCCAGACUGAGGGGACCUCAGCGAGUCAGGUCCAUGGGUAUCCAUCACAGCCAGCAUAGCCCACUGGGCAACAGCCACAGUCACUACCCAUGACACCACAGGUUCCUCUUGCCAGGCCAGGGUUGAACUGAGCAGCCCAGGAAUGGGAAGGGAGUACAUUCCUGCCUUCUGAAGCGUCCUCUGAAUGACUUCUCAAGCAGUCUGGAUACCCACUUGCCUGUUUUCAGUCUGAUGCCAAAAGGGCUGCUUCCCCCCCCCCCCCGGGGCUGUCUUUAGGACCUGGGGAGAAGUUAUUCUCUGGCCACGGGGGAACGUGCAGAGGAAGAGUUGAUGCUCUCCCUUGGGCACUGGGCGCUGGGCAGGUGAAAGCCACCUGGGUUCCAUCCCUGUUGUGCCAUAAGGCCAGGGCCAGGUUCCCUCUUCAUCAUGAUUCCCAUUUACCUUUUGCAUGGAGAAGGGUCCUCACCCCUUAGCAGUCCCGUGGCUGACUCAGUACCAGAUCCUCUGCUGACUCACACCCCCUACCCCCCCCCAGCUCUCUGCAGCUCCCAGGCACGUGCCACUAGGCUCAACCCCGAGGAGCGAGCUGGCGCAAUGUGACAGGGUGAGGGGGCUGCUGACACUUGAGGGGGAAAGGAGGGGGCGGGGAGGGGCAGUUACAGACAGACAGACUUGCAGUCUGAGGCACCUCUGGGAGGAAGCCCUUUUGCCAGCCUGGGGCCUGCAGGGGGAGAAGCUGGGCAGGUGGGAGGGGAGGAAUGUGAAGUGCCUGCCUGCCCCCUGCCAGCGCCGCUCCUUCCCCUGUCAGCCUUCAGCUCCCUAAGCGACAGCUUCUAAUUCCGGCUGUCGGUGCCGCUGUGCUCCAGUGACGUCUCAGAACACAGUGAGCCGAGGGAAGAAAGUCAGAGCAGGGGCUGUGGGGCCUGAGGCCGGGGAUGGCUGCUCUCUGGGAAGUCAGCACAGUCAGAGCGAGGCUCUGAGGGGACUGGAUCAACUAUCUCUCCCCCUCCUCCCUGCCACAGGCGACAGAAGUCCACUGGGAGGAAGGACUUGGCCAACGCCCUCAUCUGGGUUUUUGCUGCUUUUCUCCUCCUAGUGGUUCACAGUCUAAUCUUUCUCCUGAUCUCGGAGGCGGACAGAAGGGAAGAAAGUGUUUUCUUCCGUGACACAGACAGGGGAAACUGAGUCCAAAAGGGAUAAAAAGCCUUCCUUCUGUGGGUAAAGAGGGAGGUGGUGGCGCACGCCUUUAAUCCCAGCACUCGGGAGGCAGAGGCAGGCGGAUCUCUGGGAGUUCGAGACCAGCCUGGUCUACAAGAGCUAGUUCCAGGACAGGCUCCAAAACGAUAUAGAAACCCUGUCUCAAAAAACAAAAAACAAAAAAAAGAGGGAGGAGGUCCCUGUUCCCUUUCUGGCCCCACCUGGUCGUAGGUAGGGCCGACUACCCUCUAGGGAUGCUGUCUGGAACACUGGCUCCUGGGCCUUGAGUGGAGCGGGCUGAGCUCUCAGUCUUCACUUCCUCUUACAGAUGAGGAUCUGCAGGCCCGGAGUGACACACUGCUAGUACACGCCACAGGCUGAGACCUAGCUCUCCUGCCAAGAAGUGCGUGGGGGCUCAUUUCACAGGGUGUGCAGUUCGCACAUGCUCCCCAAAGGGCAAAGGAGAGUGUGAGUCCCUGUUCUACAAUCUAGCCCAGGGUGGGCAUCCCUGGAGUUGGGAGCUCUGGAAAGCACAGGGGCUCCCGGGGUGGGGGGCUUCUAUCCUUUCUCCAGCAGCAAGAGUCCUCCUUAGAAUCCUGUGCCUCAGGAGUCUCCUACAAAGCAUAUUUAUUCCCGCCCUGCCCAAGCUGGGGACCCCUCAGUUCUUCACUGAGUCUCUUGUCCCUUACAGCAUAGGACCCCUAAACACAACCCUCAACACUGUUCUCUGCCGUUGUCCCUGUCUGGUGCCCUUGUCUCUGUAACCCCUCUGUUUGGACUAUCUUCCUAUUGCUUAGUAGCCCAACAUCGCUCGUCCUUGGAGGCCCAACCACCUCAGCUGCUGUCUUCAGAAGACCCCAGUUCCCUCUCUCCCAUAAUCCUACUCUUCCUUCUGCUGGCUGCCUGAGUUUUGUAUUUGGCAGGUGUAGUCAGUCCUUGGGUAACACCCUCCCCUUGUCAUAUCCUGGGGUUUGUCUUCCUGACUGAGAAUGCGAAUCUCAUUCAUUCAGGAUCCAGUUUGUGCAUCUGUAUUUCCUGUUGCUGGAAACACAA